AUGACCAAAGUCAACAUUCCAUCAAUUUUAGUCUCUCCCGAUUCACCUACACCAAAAAGUACAAAAUCCUUUUAUUCGCUCUUUUCUCUAAAAACUCCCUCUAUAAAAUCCCCAUUAAAAUCGCCACAAAAAUCUCCAAUCAAAUCAUUCAAGUCAACUACUAAUUCUUCAAAGAAUGAAAUAAGAUAUGUAUUAAAUGGUGCGAAAAGAGUAUUAACAAAAUUUCAACAUUUUAAUCAUCAUCAUGAAUUAUGCGUAAAGUGUACCGGAUUCAUUGAACAAGUAAUUAAAAUAUUGGAAGAGGUUGGAACUUUAUCGGAAAAUAAUAGAGAUCAAUUAAUUGAAACUAAAGAAUAUAAUGAUUGUAGCACCUUGAUUUUUGAAAUUGAAUAUUAUUUCAAAAAACUUGAUCAAGUAAAUUCAAAUCAAUUCGUAGUUAAGGAAUCUCUCAAAAAAUUCGUUCUUAAUUUGGAGAUUGUUGUUAAUGCUAUCCAGAGAGCCUCUGAACAUUUGAAACCAAAGAAAGUAAGUAAAUGGAGUCCUUCUAUCGUUUCGAAAAUAAAAACGAUUGGAAAAUUGAUGGUUAUGAAAAAGGAAUCAGAUCGAAUUAAAGAUGAUAGCGAUUUCGUUCCUCUUAUGCAUGAGGAGGAACCUGUAAUUCAACAAGGAUUAAAUAUUCCGACCAGUGAAGUAGAAGAUCCGUCAAACAUCCCGACAAGUGUGGAAGAUCCAUCGAACGUUCCGACAAGUGUGGAAGAUCCAAUAGAAGUUCCAGUAAUUGUGGAAGAUCCAUUGAAAGUUCCGACGAGCGAGAAAGAAGAUCCAAUUGAACCUAUAAUUCAACGAGAAGUAAUUAUUACGGAAAGUUUAAUUAGGGAAGACGAAAGUCCAAAUGAACCUAUCAUUCAACAAGAUAUCAUUAUGCCGACAGGUUUCAUUAAACAAGAAUUGAUCAUUUCAACAGGUCUCAAUCGUGGGGGCAAUAAUGAAGGAAUGUUUUUUAAUAAUAAAGUUUCCGAGAAAUGUAUUGGAAUCAUUCCAAGAGAUGAUAUCAAAUUCACUAAAUUUCAAAAUGAAAUGUCAUAUCUCAUGAAAUUAUCAUGUGGUUGUAACAAUAUUCUCUCGGUAAAAGGAUUUACUGAACGUUCGAUUAUGGAUAAUCCUUCCAUUUUGAUUUAUAUUGUGAAUUACUUGAUAAGUUCUUUAUUCCUUAAAUUAACUUAUAGAAAUAAAUAUGCAACAAUGUUGGUUACCGAAUGGGCGGAAUUUAAUCUUCCAGAUUAUUUAGAAAAAAAUGACCUAGAUUGGAGUGCUAAACUUUCUAUCGCUCGUGGAAUUGCCAAUGCGUUGAAUCAUAUUCACAAUUUAAACUUACUUCAUUACAACGUCAAAAGUGAUAGCGUCUUAUUGGAUCAUAAUCUUGAACCAAAACUUCAUAAAUUUGGUAUGGAUGCAAAAGAUUGCAUCUUUUUAAAAUCAGCAAGAUCAUUGAAAUCUUCAAAUUGGUCAGCUCCUGAAGUUAAACGAGGGGGAAAAUACACUUCAGCAAGUGAGGUUUAUAGCUUUGGAGUUAUUCUUUGGGAGAUUGCCACACAAGAAUGUCUAUCAGGAAAUAAAUCUAUCGAUAAAAGAGAUAUUGAUGAUGCGCCAACAAAUUAUCUGACCCUCAUGAAAAGCGCUUUGGAUCAAGAGCCUCAAAAUCGUCCAACUAUGCAAGAGAUGUUUGAUUCUCUGAGUCAAUUGGAGUCUUUUUAUAGUGCCCGUCAACAAAAACAACAAAAUCUUUCGAUAAGAAAUAUUAUAAAUAUAUUACAUACGAAUUCUGUUGUUUCUACCUCAUCUGAGGAUCAUCUCACUAUUGAUUCUGCAUCAUCAUCACGAGUAACAUCACGUGCAAACUCACCGGCACCUUCAAUAUCAGAUCACGAAUAUAUGUUCUUCACCAAUAAUGUCAAUACUACUUCAAAAGUUGAAAAUUCUACCGAUAAUGACGAAUUUACUGUUAGCGAAUCUACUUCAAGUAUUGAAAAAUCUUCCACCGUUAAUGUCAACGAUACUUCAAAUCUUGAAAAAUCAUCAAUAUUUACCAAUCAUGUAGUAGAAUCACCAAUUUCCACUAAAAAUGUCGACUGUAAUUCAGAUAACGAAAAUUCAUCAACGUUUACGCUCACCGAUGACGUCGACUACCAUUCAGGUACCGAAAUUUCAACUUCUACCAAUGACGUCGAUUAUCAUUCAGAUACCGAAAAUUCAACAAUUUUCACCAAGGAUGUUGAAACAAAUGCUGAAAAGUCAACAAUUUUUACAAAUGACGUCGAUUAUCAUUCAGAUACCGAAAGUUCAACAAUUUUCACCAAGGAUGUUGAAACAAAUGCUGAAAAUUCACUAACUUCCACCAAUGAUGUCGAUUAUCAUUCAGAUACUGAAAGUUCAACAAUUUUCAUCAAGGAUGUUGAAACAAAUGCUGAAAAGUCAAUAACUUUUACAAAUGACGUCGAUUAUCAUUCAGAUACCGAAAAUUCAACCACCAUCACCAAUAAUGUCGAAACAAAUGCUGAAAAUUCCCCUACUUUCACCAAUAAUGUCGACCAUAAUUCAAAUAUUGAAAUAUUGCAAACUCUUACCAACGAUAUAAAAUCCACUUCAAAUAUUGAGAAAUCAUCAUCAACCAUUAUCCAUCACGUCGAAUCUGCUUCAAAUGCUGAAAAUUCACCAACUUUCACUAAUAAUAUCAAAUCUACUUCGGAUACUAAAAUACUUACCAAUGAUGUAAAUUCUGCUUCAAAUAUUGAAACCAUUGAUUUGAAUGAAUUUCAGAAACUUCAUAACAAUAAACAGUAUCGUAAAGCAUUUAGAUUAAUUAAUGGUUAUUCCAAACAGGAUCCUAAAGUACUAUUUUGGUUGGGAUAUUAUCAUUAUAAAGGAUAUCAUGAAUCAUCUCCAUAUAAGCAAGAUAUAAUGACAAGCUUCAAAUAUUUAGAAGCAGGAGCAAAACUAAAUGAUCCCGACGCACUAUACUAUUCUUCUUAUAUAUUAUUUAAUUGUUGUUUAAAUGGCAUAGAGAAUAGAUAUGAAAUUGCUUUAAAGCAUUUGAAAAAAGCAUCAGAACAAAAUCAUCCAGCUAGUAUGCUCGAAUUAGGUAAGUAUAUGAUAAAUGGUAAAUUUGGUUGUAAAAAAGACAUUACAUCUGGUAAAACUUUGAUCCGACGGUCAAAGGAAUUAGGCAACAGAUCAGCUAAAUUUAACCAGAAAGUAGAUGACACGAAAGCAAGGAAAUAUCGAAGUGCUUCAAAUGCAUCUACAAGUCCUUUGAAAAGAAAUGUUUAUCAAAAGAAAAGCAGAACAUCAUCAAAUGCUAGCUCAGCUUCUUCCAUAAGAUCUAUGAUAGUUUCUAAAUCAUUUUCUAGCAAAAAAACUAACACAAUAACAAUGGAUCAAUUCAGACAUAGUGCUUCAUCGCAAGAACAUUCGAACUAUUCUUUACAACUUUUGUGA
This is a messenger RNA of Funneliformis mosseae, 3495 nucleotides long. The record is from the annotation of a GenBank genome assembly. NCBI's taxonomy places the organism in Eukaryota, Fungi, Glomeromycota, Glomeromycetes, Glomerales, Glomeraceae.